Messenger RNA from Nylanderia fulva, 813 nucleotides. NCBI's taxonomy places the organism in Eukaryota, Metazoa, Arthropoda, Insecta, Hymenoptera, Formicidae. The record is from RefSeq and is a predicted model, not a curated record.
AUGCGACCACGAGUAUCAGAACAAAUAAUGGGUGACCUUCCAUCUCAAAGAGUCAAAAUUACGAAACCAAUUAGCACGGCAGACCUAGACUUUUGCGGACCAAUAUACAUCCGCGAAGGAAAACGUAAAAACAGCAAACAUAUUAAGACAUACGUUGCAGUCUUUGUUUGUAUGGCCACGAAAGCAGCACAUUUGGAAGUCGUUUCCGACUUAAUCACAGAAGCUUUCCUCAACGCAUUUAAACGAUUCAUCGGUCGCAGAGGAAAGCCGAGCGACAUCUUGUCGGACAAUGUCACGAACUUUGUUGGAGCCAAUCGUGAAUUGGAGAAUCUCAGGAAGCUAUUCAAUCAAGAAGAGCAUCAACGCAAAAUUAUUGACACGACUUCUAGUAAAGGAAUAAAAUGGCACUUUAUUCCUCCCCGUGCUCCACAUUUCGGCGGCUUGUGGAAGGCUGCCGUCAAAUUAUUCAAAAAUUAUUUCUACAAAGUAGCAUCGGAAGCAGCAUUGACCUUCGAGAAAGCCUCCACACUCACUACUCAAACAGAAGCGAUUCUUAAUUCGAGACCGCUAAGCGCUCUCUCAUCAGAUUCUAAUGAUUUAAAUUAUCUGUCCUCAGGUCACUUUUUUGUAGGAAGCUCAUUAAUCUCUUAUCCUGAACCAGACAUAACGCAAAUUAGGAUAAAUCGACUCUUGCGAUGGCAACGGCUGGAGCAGAUACGCCAACAUUUUUGGAAACAUUGGUCGCUUGAGUACUUAGUUCGUUGCAGCUACAGCAACGCACUAAGUGGCAUACCAAUCGGGGUGAGCAGUUGA